UUCAAGUCAUCAUCCGAGCAGGUUUCCAUUGCUGUCCAGCCUUAUGGACUCCAUAAAUCAGAUGGGAUCUUAUCGUUCCAUCCUUCCGGGCUGCCGCUGGCCGUGGAGGCGCAAUCGUGAUGCGUGUGGAGCACCGGCGAUCCAUCAUGUUGUACCGUGCUGUCUUGUCUCGAUGGUGUGGCCGAGAUCCCCAGUCGCGAGUACGGAACUUCACCAGUUUGUCCGCCUGGAUAAAGAGCGGUUUGUUGCUAGCACACGGACUCUCUAUCAACUGUCAAGGCACACGCACAGCGCACAUACCACAGCUCUUUCGGUGGGGCCUUGGGAGACAGGCGCUAGGCACAGGGUUCUGGGUCUUGCAAACCAGAGCCCGUCCCUCUUUUUGAUCCUCCCUAAAAAAACACGCAAUAUCAAUCCGAAAGCUACACGUCCGCCAGACCGCCAAUCAUCCUCACAUGCAAGGUGGUCACUAGACCAGUCUUGUUUUUUUAACCUUGAACCGGGGUGGGUGAUGUGCAACAUAACAUGGUACAUGGCAGCACACUUGUCCGCAGGCAGAGCGGUAAGUGAUGGGCGGCGGCGGCCCCAGCCUUGGGCCAUGAUCGCGUCUAAUUUUCCUUGCGACGCGCAUUUGCCCGCCGCUUUUCCUCUUUCCCUUUUGUGCCCGCUUCCUGUCCUGUCCCCUCUUCCUCCUCCUUAUCCACCACCCACACCCCCUUGUCGAUUUUGCGCUGCAGAGCGGGUCGGUCCCCUUCGCGCGCCACAGGUUGGCCAGGGUGAGGGCAACCCACAGGGCCCCGCCAUUGUCACGACUUGUGGGGACCGAAAGAAACAGGAAGUCGACAGGGACCUAUCUCGAGGGAGGGGGGUAGUAACGUCCUCUUUCACUAUUGCAACUUUGUCCCGCAAAUAUUUCGCCUUCUGGGGACAUGACCUUAUCUGGGGUGGGGGGAACCCGACUAAGAGAUAUUGAGGGGGAAUGGAGGAGGACAGGAUGAUUCUCGAUCCCGUCGCCAGAGAUUGGGGAUAGGAGCGCGUCAGGGCGCAAUUGGUGGUGUGCCAAAUAUACUACCCAAUGACAGCACCAUCGACGUAUCCAGCCCGCAUUGAUUGCAUGGCCAGAGAGCGGCAGCAGAAACGGCCCAAAGGGAAAGGGGAAAGCAGCGCUGCGCAGAAUACUGGACACCUCGUGAUCUCAAUGCUUUGCUGUCCGCGCUUUUGGCCUGUUUGCAAAGCCUCAUGCUGCCGCCGUCUUCUGAAAUCCUGGAAUGGGUGGGUGGAAGAUAGCAUGGGUCGCAGCAAAAUACAAAAUACUGCUGCUGGUCCAAGGUUUUAUUGUUGAUGAUGUUUUCAGGUGCGACGGCUGCUCGCUCGUCCCACACCGCCACUCGGUCUGUGCCUGAGUUGGGUUCUGCUGUUGUUUUCUUCCUGUC
Gaeumannomyces tritici R3-111a-1 is the source of this 1433-nucleotide messenger RNA. RefSeq lists its product as hypothetical. The record is from RefSeq and is a predicted model, not a curated record. The coding region runs from base 44 to 973 and encodes 309 amino acids. NCBI's taxonomy places the organism in Eukaryota, Fungi, Ascomycota, Sordariomycetes, Magnaporthales, Magnaporthaceae. The transcript has a single exon.